AUGGACACCAAAGAAAUCACUCACUACGCCAUACAAAUCGGAAAACUGCACGAGGAUGGUAACUAUGACGACGUCAAAUCUCUGCUCACAAGUCUCAGCAAUAUUUCUGUCACUUUAGAGCAGUUACAGUAUACAGACAUUGCAAAAGUCCUCUUCCAGCUCCUGAAGUUCUGCCCCGAGACAACAGUGAAAAAAAAUGCGAAACUUCUGCUUUCAAAAUGGAAGAAGCUGUACAGUGGCGCUUGUACUAUACCACAGAAAAAUGACACCAAAGAACACAGUACAAAGGCCACACAUGAACACGAGACAUCUGAGGAAGUGGUCAGCAAAUAUGACUCGGAUGAACUUCAAAACACUGUUCCCAAUGUCACAGACUAUUUGUCCCACAGAGAGGGCAGUAGCCACCCAGUUGAAAACAAUGUUGCCAAACAGAGAGAUGAGUUACAGAGGCUUGGUGUGGUUGAGGCUUCCCAAACACCCAACGAAGUAUCUCCACUGGCAGAAGAUACCAUGGAGGGUAAGUGUGCACAGAUAGGGGGAAAGAAUUUUAACGAUCAAACAGAUUCACAGAACCCCAAAGCUGGUGAAGAUUCUGAAACCAGUGCCUACACCUCUAAUGUUACAUCUUCCCACUGUGGUCAAACAGACCUGGAAAUUAGAACCAAAUGCGUGGAGCUCCUUCUGCAAGCUCUAAGCCCGAAAACAGAGACUGCUUCGGAGCAGGUUUCUAAGUUCACAGCCCUGGCCAACGAAAUUGAAGCGCAAAUCUAUGCAUUGCAUGGGCCAAACCUGUCUAAAUAUAAAUCCUGUGUCAGAAGCAAGGUAGCCAAUCUAAGGAACCCAAAGAACCCCCACCUGAGGCAGGGUCUCCUGACUGGUGCCCUGACCCCCAAAGUCUUUGCCAGUAUGUCGGCAGCGGAGAUGGCCAGUGAGGAGCUCCGGAGACUCAGGGAGGUCUACACGACUGCCAGUAUCAACGAGCGUCAGCUACCGCGAGGCGUGGAGGGGACGCCCACGCAGAGAGUCCGUUGUCGCCGUUGCGAAGGAUCGGACUGUACGGUUACGCAGAUCUCGCGAGGCACGCUCUUCCUGCCGUCCUGGGCGCGGAACGGAAAGGCAGACGAGGACGCAAUGACGUUUGUGACGUGUAAUCGAUGUGGGACGCAGUGGUACCACAGCAACUGGAUCUGUCUAUGACACAAAUACGAGACGAGA
This is a messenger RNA of Chanos chanos (milkfish), 1215 nucleotides long. It is a transcript of the gene tceanc, whose product is annotated as transcription elongation factor A N-terminal and central domain containing. Gene Ontology annotation, biological process: DNA-templated transcription. NCBI's taxonomy places the organism in Eukaryota, Metazoa, Chordata, Actinopteri, Gonorynchiformes, Chanidae. The record is from RefSeq and is a predicted model, not a curated record. Gene Ontology annotation, cellular component: nucleus. The transcript has a single exon. The coding region runs from base 1 to 1197 and encodes 398 amino acids.